ACUAUUCUCGACCUAAAAGUCCCGGGAACUAGCGAUCGGCUUGGUCGCUAAGCCAGACGAGGAUUCAAAAUGGCGGGAGAAACGAAAUUGCGGAGAAAAUGAUCGCCGAUGAAUAAGCAUGCAAACUUUAGACGUUUAUAAGAAGGAAGAAGGAAAGAUUUGGCAACGAAAACCAUCUCCUUCUCCGGAGGAAGGGUUGAUAGUCUGCAUAAGUCAUUCCACAUCAAGUGCGUUUUCUUUGCAAGGAAGGAAUAUCAGAUUUCUUCGAACGGCGUUUAAUACUAUUGGUGAAGCCUUUGCUGCCGGUGAUCACCAAGGAAACAUUUUUGUCUUUGAUUUGGCCAAGAAUAGGUUCUCAUUAAUUCACAAAACAGGAACUCCAUGUACUGCCAUAUCCUUCUGUCUACGGAGAAAAAAUGAAGUGUUGGUGGCUCUUGCUGAUAAUUCUCUAAGAUGUUAUGAUACAGAAUCCCAUGAGUUAGUGAGCUGGAUGAGAGGUCAUGACUCAUCAAUUCACAACAUAUCAGUCCAUGCUUCAGGACGUUAUGCGCUAACAUCAUCUAACGCUGUAGCUCAACUGUGGGACUUGGACACCUUUUCUCGCAAAAGGACUUUAAAUGGAGCCCAGACUGUUGGGAUUCAGCAGGUCCUUUUCUUGCCACUGAGCAAUACCAUAGUAACAUGUUUCAAAGACGACAGCUUGUUUGUUUGGGAUUCAGAAACACUGAAGUGUAAAUUUCAAUUACCUGUGCCACCUGAAGAAGCUAAACAGCCCCAUUACGGGGCACUAGCCACUCCGAGGGAUGGACGGCUACUUGUAGCUGGAGGAAGGUCACGUUUCCUUCAUGUUUGGAGUCUGGAGAACAAGCGUUUGCUCCAUGUCAUUCAACUUCCUGCAAGAGUGCGACUUGUGAGGCAGCUGGAAUUUAUAAGUAACAGCUUUGAUGGAGGAAGCAGUCAGAAACUGGAAAGGAGUGCAUUCUGCAAGGUGCCCAAAAUAAGAAGUGUUUCAAAGUUUAUGGUUCAUGACCAGAAUUGUAAUUUAGUUGAUCUUCUAUUGCAGCCACCUCCACCAUUAGUCAAAACUGUGUGGGAAGAGAGACCAUCGUCCCAGCAAGGUAACAAAUCAGGUCGGUCACUUGGAAGUGCGAUGACUAAAGUUGGAGGGACACCAAAAAGGAAUAAGACUAAAUCACCAGCAAGGCCACGUCUCCAAAAUGUUGAUGUGUCUGCAACCUGGACAAGUCCAGACUCAGGACUAGAGACUGAACUGCCUGAAGGGCUCAAUCAAACCAGACUCAAGUCAAUCCUUCAAGGCUAUGGCGAGUAUCCUGCUAAAUACAGAAUGUUUAUUUGGCGGUCUCUUCUCAAACUUCCUGAGAAUCAUGCAGCUUACAGUAGCUUGGUGGAUAAAGGAACUCACAAUGCUUUUGCAAGGCUUCAUGAAGAAUAUCCAAUUAAAAGUAGAAAACUCCUGAGAGUUCUCCAAAGAACGCUAUCAGCCUUAGCCCACUGGUCAGCCAUAUUUGGUGAAGUAGAUUACCUGGCUCUGCUGUCCUUCCCAUUUGUUAAACUGUUCCAGAACAAUCAACUAAUCUGUUUUGAGAUGAUAGCAACAAUCCUGAGUAAGUCAUUUGUUUAUAGACAGACGGUUGUUCAAAGCCAGAUUUCAGCACGAGUAAUUAAUAAUUGCGGCAGCCGUGAAAUUAUUCUUAGUCCGUGGAAAUUAUCUAUGCAGUAUUAUAACAAUUUGUAUCUUCGUCCCCAGUACUUCUUUCAUAACCGAAAUGCGGUAGAAGUUGGCUCGGUCGUCCGUGAAGCUUACCGUUUACAGGAGAGCACUCCGGCAGAGGUGAACCCCAACAGGAUGUUGGAACCGUUCAGUCCACUGACAAGAGGACAGUACCCUAUCUUUAACAAAUAUCCAAAGUUUGUUGUGGAUUAUCAGGUGAACUGGGAACUAAGCAAGAUUCUACGGCCCUUAACUUAUGUGUCACAGAGACAGCUGGCCCAGGAGAUGAAGGAAGUUGCAGCUCAGCGGCAACAAGAAGAGGAAGCGUUUUACCGACAGCAGGAGCUCAUGAUAGACGCCGAGAAUCAGAGGAGAGCCAUGAUCAGCAAGGAAGAAGAAAAACUUGUCGAUCAGAGAAGCAGAUUGCAGGCAAUGAAACGAGAAGUUCACUUACGAGAACUGCAGCUGCUGGACGCUGUUCGCAGGCGCUUCAUGCAUCAUCAACAGACACUGAAAGAGGCGGAACUACAGAGACUUGACGACGAAAUUGAACGUAAGGCAUUGCUAAGAGAACAAGAAACAAGACACGCUAUAGAAGAUGCUGAAAUUAAAGGACUCGAGCUGCAAGCUCAAAAAGAAAUGCUUCAACAGGACUUGAUACGCGAUGAGCUCCAGUCUUCGUUCAAGCAACGAUCAGAGCAAACGAUCCAGCGCAAACAACAAGAACUGGAGGAGCAGCUGUUUAAAAGAACAAUGGACGCUGUGCAGGAGGUGGACAUUGACUCACAAAGGGUUUCUCAAGAGGAACUAGCCAAGGCUCAACAAAAGCACUCUUCUGUUAAUUUGGAGGGAGAGGUGGAAUUGAGAACCAGACUGGAUGAUCUUCACAGAGAGCUCAAUGAAGUGAAGGUUGCCCAGCAUGUUUUAGAGAACAAAGAAAGAGAGAACGAAGUUCAGUCGCUUGUUCAUGAGCUGAGGAACAAAGAGAAUGACGAAGUCGCCAAAAAGCAAUCCGAGUUGAGACAACAGAAGGCUAUCGUUGCCGAGGAGGAAAGAAGACGAAUGAAUCUGUUAAACGCCUUGUCGCGAGAUCACACCGCGACAAACCAUGAUUCCGAGUCAUUCUCUCGACUGAGGGACAUUCGUCAAGUCCCGGAUGAGGCCAGACGGCCGUUAAGUGCCGUCAUGCCCAGUAACACGGAUAGCAGCACAACCUCAACGGACUGGGACUCAAGCGGGACUCCAAUCACUUCACAUGAACCUUCACUAGAACGUCAGCGGGGAACGUUUGAGAAGCGUGAACUGGAACUUAUGGCUGAAGUUAGAGAUCUUAGAAAACGACUUGCUGCCAGAAGACAGCAGCGUCCACCUGGCUUUCUGGGAAAUAUACAACAAUAACUACCAGUUGGUGGAGAAUUUUAUUUAAGUUCUCUAGCGUUUCUUAGAACGAUUUAUUGUAAAUAUCUUGUACCCAAGGACUUGGUAGUUAAGUUCCGGUUGUCCUUUAUAUACGAACAGUUGAAUAAGAACGAGCUAUUUGAGUUAAAGCUGGUAAAUCUUUCCAGCUCACUCCAGUUGGACGGAGAAACAAGCGUCGUAUUUCUGUUACAACUCCCGACGCCUGGAGAGUUUCAGGAAAACUACCCGGCUCGCAGUCGCGAGCACAGCAGCUGUUGUCACAACCCGUUCCUAGGCAACUCUUUUUUCCUUCCUUGAGAAAGGUGGAAGAGAGGGGAAGGGGAACCGGCUGCAUGGGAACUUUGUUGCUGUCGUCAUAGGAUACGUCAUGUUGCUUAGCAACGUACCGUUGUCCACCGCGUGAGGUUAUUACCAAACAUUUACUUGUUCCUACGAAGUAUAUUAAUUGUUUUCGGAAUACUGUACAACAGUUCCGAACCAGUAAGGACCAGCACGUAUUUUCUCAGUGGUAUCAGUUAGAUAAACAAAGUAAACUUUGAUCUGACUUUUUCUUGCUUUGGCAAAUUGUAUGUUUACACCCACGAGUUUGGUUUGUCUUAUUGCAGUGAUUCCCUUGUUUUGAGUUUGCUCCCCAAAUAUUUGAAAAUGAAAAAAUGUAAUGAUAAAGCGGUUUUCUACGGUCUGCAAAUUAGUUUAAACCCAGAGUAAUCAGUGUGCUUCUCGUUUCUUCCCAAGGUGCUAUAUAACCGAUACGUUUUCAAAACAGGCCCAGAAAAGCACUGCAGCCAAAUUAAUGUCAACUGGCUUUGGCUUUUUCACCUGAUUGACCACAGAAACAUGUUCGCUCUGGUUUUUAAGCUCACGUAAGACGAGAAUUUUUGCACCAGCUUUACAUUCAAACACCGCCCUAGCUGUUCAGUUAAACUCAGAGAUAAUUGGUUUUUAUAUAUUUUCUGUAAACUCGGUGUACAAAAGAAGCUAGUUUUAUACGUUUUUAUCUUCAUGGUACAAUAAAUACUCUGCGUCCUGUACGUAGUCUCAACGUGGUGUGCAAGAGGGUGUGGUCCUGUAAAGAAGAUAAAGAAAAAAAGGGAAAAGUAUUAGCUCGGGAAAUACUAUUUUGUUGUUGUUAUUGUUGUUGUUGUUUGUUUUCUCACCCAGCAGACGUAUAAUUUCCUCGCAAAAGAAGGCUGAUAACGUAACCCCGUGAUCGUGAGCGUAAGACACUGGUGUAUACUAGUCGCUAGUUUGGCAGUGUGGUCUUGGAAAGCCUUCGAUUGUGUGGAUCAUUUGACGUGUAUUGAAAAACAAGGAAAACUAAUAUUUGGGGUGACCAUGUCCGUAAAUUUUAGCAUACCUUUACGUCAAGUGGCCAGUCGCCAAAUUAUAGUUUUUUCGUAAAAAAAAAAAUGCGCCAACUUUGCUGAGAGUUUUUUAAAACGCGCCAACUUUGCAGAGGGUUGUUUAAAACGCACCAACUUUACCGAGGGUUUUUCCUUAGCUAGAGAGUGCCCUGUCAGUUGUUUAAAACGGUUACUUUUAUUCUGGUAGACAUUCGUUUCAUCACGAAUAAUGUAUUCCUUACAACAGUGACAAGAAUCAACACGGAGCAACCAACGCAACGAAGCAAAACAACGUGCGAAAGAAGACUCCAUUAAACAAGUUUCACCUUAGACGCAGAGUACUAAAGACGCCCCAACUGGUUUGCAUUGACCUAGUGAAAUACAUUUACCCUUUUUAAAAGCUGGGAAAUACUUAGCAACGAGAAUCUGACUUGUAUUCUGGCUACCUUUUUUUAUUACUUUUUGUCAGUCGAGAACUUUAGAAAUUGUUCAAUCAAGAGACUUAUUGCAGAAACGCUGUUGGUUAAUGGGCUCUGGCAAAAUUGUGUAGAUGUCAUCGCCCGUACGUGAUAACACGGGCACUGCAGAUAAAAUUUAUAAAUAGAUAGCGUGCUGCCAAAUUUGUGUCAUUGUGAGUUUUAUGGCCGUGUGUUGUUGAGGUGCGUAGUUUUAGUGUUGUCAAUGCUUAUCUGCAAAUAAAAAUUUUGAAUAGAAGGCGUAUCCCGCAAAACUUGUGUUAGUUUCCUUUUUAUUUUUGCCAGGUCU
Molecule: messenger RNA, 5259 nt
Organism: Orbicella faveolata
Lineage: Eukaryota; Metazoa; Cnidaria; Anthozoa; Scleractinia; Merulinidae
Product: TBC1 domain family member 31-like
Biological process (GO): cilium assembly
Cellular component (GO): ciliary basal body
Molecular function (GO): protein binding
Source: RefSeq, a predicted model, not a curated record